This is a messenger RNA of Candidula unifasciata, 1224 nucleotides long. The record is from the annotation of a GenBank genome assembly. Lineage: Eukaryota; Metazoa; Mollusca; Gastropoda; Stylommatophora; Geomitridae.
AUGGCAGACCCCAAAUAUGCUAAUCUUCCGGGGAUUGAUGUAAACUCCCCGGAUGUAUAUGAAUCCACUGACCUGCCUGAAGAUGAGCAGAAUGUGCCAGUGACAGAACCAGAAGAGAUACAGAAUGAAAGUGUGGAGCGCACAUCAAUCAAUACAGAUGCUGCUUUUAAAGCUUUCAAAGGGAAGUCAUUGGCUUUAGGGAAAACAGAUUUUUCAGACAGUGUUGGAAAGUCAAGGACUAUUGGUUACUUCGCAGAAAGGACAGAAUAUGAACUUACAGAGAGUGGCAGUAAAGAAGAGACUUUGCAACAAAAGAUCCAACGGCUACAGUUUGAGAUUCGUGAGCUGGCUGAAGAUGUUGGGAAGAUCAAGGAAAAUGUCAGUGAAGCUGGUUCCGACAAGUCCGUCUCACCUGUCAGUAUUGGGAAGCAGCUUGAGUACCUCCAGCAUCAGCUUGCAGACCUUCACCUGGAGAAACUGCUGGGCCCUGAAGCCACGCUGGACUUAGCUGAUCCUCAGGGAGCACUUCAGAAGAGGUUGUUGACACAGCUGGAGAGUUUUCAGCCACCUCCUGAAGAGAAACGGAAGGGGAAGGAGGCGAAAGAGGAUGCCAUGGACCAUAUCUUAUAUCAGCUGCAUUAUCGACCAGAACAAGCACAGUUCAGGAAAAAUGCCAGGCUGGCUGCACUGGAAGAAAGACUGGAACGUAUAGAAAAUGCUAUUGGCAAGAACCAUGACAAGAUGAAUGUUCUGACCAUGGAUACAGACAACAAAUCUCUGAUUGGUGCCGUGGCCACUCUAAACUCCAAGCUGUCGCUGCUGGAUGCCUCCAACACAGAAACUGUAGAAGCCAGGCUCAAUGCUGUGCUACAGAAGAUACAGCAGAUUGCUGAGAAGAAGGAGAAAGAACCACAAGUGGACCCAGAUAAACAGAAGAAAAUCUCGGAGCUGUAUGAAGUGGCCAAGAAAUGGGAGACCACGGCAGAGGUCCUGCCUCAGGUGGUGGACCGGCUGUUGUCUCUGAAGGAGUUGCAUGAACAAGCCCUACAGUUUAGCCAGGCCCUAACUUAUCUGGAUACAGCACAGCAGGAGGUGAAGGCCAGUAUCAUCACUCAGACUGAUCUGCAGAAGCAGUUGCAGUCGAACCUAGAUGCCAAUGCCAAGAUUUUCCAGCAGAACAUAGAGAACAUAGAGAAGCGACUCAAGGCCCUGGGACAAUCCUGA